AUGACUCCACACCCAAUUCCCAAUGUUGCCGAGGAGUAUCAGAAAGCCUUGAUCGAGAUCCCCCUGCUAAAUCAGAAUGCCAGUUGCGUUCACAACCAUAAGCGUGUGCUCUCAUUGGUGGAGAGGUACUUAGGCGACGCUAGGCGCUCGGCUACAUAUAGGCUUCUGUUGAAAAAUGUGAACGGGGUAUGGGUUUGGAAGAGAGUAAGAGAGCACGAACCCCUACGUGAGCAGCGAGCGACUAAUGUUCGAACAAAUCAGGAGGCGCCGCCGUGGCGUACUUGGCAUUCCUGGAUGCACACGAUAGAGCACUUGAAGGGAUCUAGUCGCUUGAAGCUAUGUCCACGUUCUGGAGCUCACAACGAACCAACAGUGAAAACCUUAAGAGCGGCAUCCUCAACGGGGCUCAAACGCGCAGAGUUUCUCGAUCGCAUCAUCGGCGUCGAUACCAUUUGCACGCUACAGAGGCUCAACGCCGAGAUGGCAAAAUUGAUAGUGGACACUGCCGAAUCUCGCACUUCUGAUCUAGUCGACAGCACACAACGCACCCCCAUGAAGCAGUCCUAUGCACGCCGCCACAGUCAGAACAGCAAGUUAGGCUCAGGCAAGCUCAGGCUCAGGCGGCAAGCUCAGGCUCAGGCGGCAAGCUCAGGAGGACCGGCACCUUCCUUUGAGCAUCCUGAGAGUAUAAAAACCGCCUGGAUGUGGCGGAGACAUGAGUAUGGGUUUGGGAGAGUGAGAGGACGAACGGAUAUAUGA
This is a messenger RNA of Suillus paluster, 759 nucleotides long. RefSeq lists its product as uncharacterized. The record is from RefSeq and is a predicted model, not a curated record. NCBI's taxonomy places the organism in Eukaryota, Fungi, Basidiomycota, Agaricomycetes, Boletales, Suillaceae. The transcript is spliced from 6 exons. Bases 1 to 759 code for a protein of 252 amino acids.